UGGCGGGCUUCUGGCAUUUGACCUUGGUGAGAAUUCUGGGUCUGCCGAAAAGCAAAGUAUUCUCACCCAAAUCAUGUCAUUUUCUCGGGUGUAAAAGGUAAUUCCACGAAGAUCACCUACAAAUGCUAGCAGAACUUUUAGGAACACAAAACUAAUCCUCUGGGUAAGUUAUUUCAUCAGAAGUAUUCCAUCUUAGGAUCAUAGUUUAUCGGCAUCAUAACGGGCAGUCUAAAUUAUGUUGUUAACUGCAUAAGUGUUGUACAGGUUUCUUAGUUAAGUAGUAGGCAAAAUAUUUGUGAGACUCAUGAUUCAUCUGACAGUUUAUGUAGGAAGUCGCAACUAAAGAGAAAUACAAAAGUUAAUUCUUCUCUUCAUUUACAUUACGCGUAGUGCAUAAAUUCAAUGUGCUGUAUUUGUAUAUACCUAGGUGUUUUAGAAUCUGGACUUCAGUCAAAGAAGUUGUUCGUAGAGUCUCAAUCAUAUUGAUUGCAUCAAAGCAAUUGAGUUACUUCAAUUGAUAUUUUCGCCGACAAUGUGUCAGUUGAACUGCAGAUUCAAUCUAUUUGCAAUCUGAAUGUCUGCGAUAUCAACACAUCGUACGCCGAUCAGCAUUUUGCAGGAAGUUUGUGUGAAGAAAGGCAUAACUCCUAUCUAUGAACUUGUCUCAAGCGAAGGACCAAUCCAUGAGCCACUUUAUGUAUUUCUGUGUACAGCUGGUCCCUUCAGCGCUACUUCAAGAGGGGCUAGCAAAAAACGAGCCAAACAUCAGGCGUCGUACCUGAUUUUGCUAAAAAUGUUGAAUAGUCGACUUCUAACAGAGUCAGAAAAAUGUAAUCUUCGUGACAUACACAUUGCUGCUGCGAAUAUUUUGGGGUCUGAUUUCAUGGACACACUUGAUGACGCGGAGUUGGAUGGUAUACCAAGUAAAAUAAAACAACAAGAAGAAGGCAACUUUGUUGGAAGAUUACAAGAACUGUGUCAGAAAAACAUCUGGCCUCCGCCAUCAUAUGAAUUCCUAGAUGUAGCACCAUGUCUUCCAUCAGGUAAUGAGUACAGUUGCAAAGUUAGACUAUGGAAGUGGACUCAUACAGGGUUUGGAAAUUCCAAAAAGUCUGCUAAGCGACGAGCUGCUUAUGGACUUUUGAAUAAUAUUAUCAAGAACAACUUAACAAUACCACAAGAAGCAUUAGAAUACAUGGAAGAAGAAACCCUUUCUUUACUUGAAAAACAAGACCAAUCCAACGUAAAAGAAAAUAAAUUGGAAAGCGAGGCAACUGUACGUAUUUCUUCUAAAGCGCUUCGUGGUCUAUGGAACGCUAAGGGUAAUAAAGUUAAAGUUCCACCGAUGGAUAACACGGACAGUCUGAAUAACCCAUGUGAAUAUCUUGCGAGUAUUUGUGAAUGUGCAAAAAUCACAGUUGUGUAUGCAUACGUAUCGGCAAACGAGAAAGGUAUGAAUUACUGUUUCGCUGAGCUUUCCACGCUACCACCUCACGUAAUUAAAAGUCAGUUAAUGCCAGACUUAGCAAGUGCCCGGUCAGAUGCUGCUCGCAGAUGUAUACUUUUUCUUAAAGCAAUGUCAUCUUCAACACCUUGUCUUAAUUAUGAUGAAUGGUUUUGAUUUCUUUAUAUGAGUAUCAAAUUAUAAUUGUCAAUAAUGAUUAUACUGUAUCACUUGUUUCUCAGCUGAAAAGUUGAAACUCUUGUAUAAAUUUCGUACUAUUAUUAAAUAGAUCUGUGUGAUUCACUGAAUGUGUUAACAAAUCGGAAAGUGUGACGCUAGAACUAGGUAAUUUCCGCACGGGAAGUACUUCUUAGUAGUAUAGUUGCACAUGCGUUUAAUAGCUAUAUUUUUCUAGUCAUUGCGUUAACAUUACAUAUUAUUUGUUGAGUGUCAAUACCAUAUCAUCUAUGAUUUCGCUUA
Messenger RNA from Trichobilharzia regenti, 1924 nucleotides. The record is from the annotation of a GenBank genome assembly. NCBI's taxonomy places the organism in Eukaryota, Metazoa, Platyhelminthes, Trematoda, Strigeidida, Schistosomatidae.